UCAAUGUUAACUGUUGAGCAGACAUCAUUCGGUAAACUACCGGAUCGUAAUAGCGUCGUUAUCAAACAGCUAGGAUUUUUCUUUGGAUAUAUUUAACUCGUUUUAAUAAUCUGUCCAAAAAUGACUACUGUAACGCAGAAAAAGACGGAGAUUACCACCUCUAGUACAAGCUAUGAAGAUGGUAAAUCACUUCCUAGGAGCGGAUAUAUCUACACGAGUCGAAUUGUCCCUCGAGGUACUGUCACUACUCGCGCUUCGAGGUCCAGCGGUAAUAUUAACAGCGGGGUAUAUCAUACUUAUGAUUUAAGUGCAUCAAUUCCCGUAUCUGGAGCUUUCAAUCUUACCUCGACCAGUGUCCAUAACGUUAAAGCAAACAGGGAGAGAGAGAAGCAAGACCUGCGGGACUUGAAUGAAAGGUUUGCUAACUACAUUGAAAAAGUCCGAUUUUUGGAGGCGCAGAACAAGAAAUUAGCCGGUGAGCUGGAAGAACUUAAAUCAAAAUGGGGUAAGGAAACAUCUGCAAUUAAGGAGAUGUACGAAACCGAAUUAGAAGAGGCUCGGAAGCUGAUUGAUGCGACCAACAAAGAAAAAGUUACCUUGGACGUUCGAGUUACCGAACUGAUCGAUCAACUUGAGAGACAACAAAAAGAAUUGGAAGAAUUGCGUUCAUUCCACCAAAGUGACCAAGAACAGAUUGCUAGGCAGAACCAACAACUUGCUGAUUUAGAAGGCGAGAUCAGCAUGUUGCGUAGAUCUAUCGAAUCUCUCGAAAAAGAGAAGAUGAGGCAAUCAAGUAUCCUGACUAGGAUGAACGACGAAAUGGAGAAACUCCGAAUGGACUUGAAUAACGAAACCAUCAACCACUUAGACGCUGAAAAUAGAAGACAAACACUUGAAGAAGAGCUUGAAUUCCAGAAAGACUUACAUGCACAGGAGCUGAAAGAAUUGGCAGCUCUCGCAUACCGAGACACAACCGCUGAAAACCGUGAAUUCUGGAGGAACGAACUAUCUCAAGCUAUUCGUGACAUUCAACAAGAAUAUGAUGCCAAAUGUGAUCAAAUGCGUGGAGAUAUGGAAGCAUAUUACAAUCUCAAAGUUCAAGAAUUCCGUACCGGUGCUACCAAACAAAAUAUGGAAGUUACUCGCAACAAAGAAGAAAAUGUAAAACUGAAAAGCAAUAUGAACGAAAUUCGUAACAGACUUACUGACUUAGAAGCAAGGAAUGCUCAACUGGAAAGAACAAAUCAAGAUUUGAUGCGAGAAUUAGAAGAAAAAGAUAGGCAAAACGAAUUGGAAAGUUCUCAAUACAAAGAAGAAAUUACCAAAUUACGUGGAGAAAUGGAAAGCAUUUUGAAAGAACUGCAAGAUUUGAUGGAUAUCAAACUAUCACUUGAAUUAGAAAUUGCUGCAUACAGGAAGUUGUUGGAAGGAGAAGAGACCAGGAUCGAGUUAGUACAGCCUCCAAUGACUUACCGAAGCCGAGAACCCUACACACCAGACUUGAUUAAAAGAGAAGUUCGAACGACGAGCCAUAGUGCAAGAGUAAUGCAAAGCAAAGCGAUCUCACCAGAGAAAAUUGUAAUGGAGCAUAGCGCUCUAACAGAAAGCUACCACCAGACCGGAGAAGAAGCAGAUGACGAAGGGAAAGACAGCGAUUCCGACACACAUACAGAAGCUGAGGCCGAAGAAACUAAAGCUGAUUCAGAUGCUGAUACCGGAACAGGUCUAGAUGAAGUGAAAGAGGAGUUGAUAUUCAAAACAGAUUACAGAGACGUGACAGCUGAGAAAUCUCAGUCGCCUGAUGAAGACGUCGAAAACGUAGCUUCAGAAGCUGAAGAGGAUAUCAUCACUGUAGAGACAGUGCGAACAGUAAAAUCUGUGAAAACAGUCGUAACGACAAGUGAAGAAACAGAGUUGGAAAAAGCAGAAUCAGAGAGAACAGAAUCUGUUCAAGCAGAAUCAGAGAAAGCAGAAUCGGAAAAAGCCGAGUCUGAAAAAGCUGAAUCGGAAAAAGCCGAGUCUGAGAAAGCUGAAUCGGAAAAAGCCGAGUCUGAAAAAGCUGAAUCGGAAAAAGCCGAGUCUGAAAAAGCUGAAUCGGAAAAAGCCGAGUCUGAAAAAGCUGAAUCGGAAAAAGCCGAGUCUGAAAAAGCUGAAUCGGAAAAAGCCGAGUCUGAAAAAGCUGAAUCGGAAAAAGCCGAGUCUGAAAAGGCUGAGUCGGAACGGGCCGAGUCUGAAAAAGCUACAACUCCAGCUGAAUCUGAAAAAGCCGAAUCUGAAAGGGCCGAAUCUGAAAAGGCUUCAACACCAUCAGAACACGAAAAGUCAGUCGCUGACGGUCUUGAUAAGGCUGAAACAUUGAAAACAGCCUCUGAAAAAUGUGUUUCACCAGCAGAGGAUGAAGUCAGCGAUAAGGCUGAGUCGGAGAAAUCUGUAAAAUCUGCCGGGUCCCCUGAAAAGGAAAAACCGUUGAAGUCAAGCAAAUCACCUACAGGAUCUGAAGCAUCUGUUGCUGAAGCUCAAUCACCUUCGAAAACAGAAUCUAAAAAGGUAACUUCCCCAAUUUUAUCUGAACAUGCCAAAUCACCCAUCCCUGCAGAUGAUGCACUCACUCUCACCGCUAAAUCUCCCGUAGUAUCUGAAGCACCUAAAUCCCCAACUAUUUCUGUUAAAUCUGAAUCGGAAAAGUCUGAAUCAGUUACAUCUCCCCAUAAAUCAGAAUCCCCUAAAUCCGAAAAGUCACCCGUGCUAUCUGAAAAACCUAAAUCACCUAGUGAACACGUUGAAGAUGUAAGCGUUAAGACCUCUACCCCAUCAGAGCACUCACCAUCGCCUGAUGAAACAUGUGAAAAAUCCUUAUCAGUCACCACAGUCCGUACCGUGUCAACAGUAAAGUCAGAAAAAGUAGAAACAGAAAAAUCAACAACUGAAACAACAGAAAGUAGUGUAUCGCCGAAAUCACCUGUAUCAUCAGAGAAAGCAGAAUCAGUGAAAUCUAGUCAAGCUCUCUCGCCUUCGCCUUCCGAAAAAGCAGAAUCUGAAAAGUCCAAAUCUCCUGUGACACCAGAACCUGCAAAAUCUCCCAAAUCCCCAGUACACUCGGAAAAAGCGGAAUCUGAAAAGUCGAAAUCUCCUGUGACAUCAGAACCUACAACGUCCCCGAAGUCCCCCGUGCCAUCAGAAAAAGCAGAAUCUGAAAAGUCAAAAUCACCUGUCACCUCAGAGCCUGCAAAAUCCCCUGUUCUAUCGGAAAAGGCAGAAUCUGAAAAGUCAAAAUCCCCUGUUACGUCAGAACCAGCAAAAUCUCCUGUACCCUCAGAAAAAGCAGAAUCUGUAAAAUCACAAUCUCCUGUAACAUCAGAACCUGCAAAAUCCCCUGUUCCCUCAGAAAAAGCAGAAUCUGUAAAGUCAAAAUCCCCUGUGACAUCAGAACCUGCAAAAUCUCCUGUACCCUCAGAAAAAGCAGAAUCUGAAAAAUCAAAAUCCCCUGUCACCUCAGAACCUGCAAAAUCCCCUGUUCUAUCGGAAAAGGCAGAAUCUGAAAAGUCAAAAUCUCCUGUGACAUCAGAGCCUGCAAAAUCCCCUGUACCCUCAGAAAAAGCAGAAUCUGAGAAAUCAAAAUCCCCUGUCACCUCAGAACCUGCAAAAUCCCCUGUACCCUCAGAAAAAGCAGAAUCUGUAAAGUCAAAAUCUCCUGUGACAUCAGAACCUGCAAAAUCUCCUGUACCCUCAGAAAAAGCAGUGUCCGAGAAUUUAAAAUCUCCUGUAACAUCAGAACCUGCAAAAUCUCCUGUACCCUCAGAAAAAGCAGAAUCUGAAAAGUCAAAAUCCCCUGUCACCUCAGAACCUGCAAAAUCCCCUGUACCCUCAGAAAAAGCAGAAUCUGAAAAAUCAAAAUCCCCUGUNCCCUCAGAAAAAGCAGAAUCUGAAAAGUCCAAAUCUCCUGUGACAUCAGAACCUACUAAAACACCUGUAUCUCCUGCCGCUUCAGAAAAAGCAGAAUCUGAAAAGUCUAAAUCCCCUGUAACCUCAGAACCAGGAAAGUCUCCUGUACCCUCAGAGAAAGCAGAAUCUGAGAAAUCACAAUCUCCUGUGACCUCAGAACCUGCUAAGUCCCCUGUAUCCUUGGCCCCUUCAGACAAAGCGGAAUCAGAAAAGUCAAAAUCCCCCGUUACCUCAGAACCUGCAAAAUCCCCAAAGUCCCCUAUCCCCCCAGAAAAAGCAGAAUCUGAAAAAUCAAAGUCACCUGUAACGUCAGAAACUGCGAAGACCCCUGUAUCUCCUGCCCCUUCAGACAAAGCAGAAUCUGAAAAGUCAAAAUCUCCUGUCACCUCAGAACCUGCAAAAUCCCCACAAUCCCCUGUACCCUCAGAAAAAGCAGAAUCUGUAAAGUCAAAAUCUCCAGUUCAGUCACCAGCCGCAAAAUCGCCUUCAUCACAUGUGCCCUCAGAAAAUGAAGUUUUAGAAAAGUCAAAAUCAUCAGUCUCUUCAGAAUCUUCUAAAUCCUUCAAAGCCUCUUCACACACAGUGGAGACAGAGUCAAUGAAAUCGAAACAAAGGCUUUCGCCUGAACCCUCUGAAAAAUCAGAAUCUGAAACCCUUAAAUCAUCUGUGAUAGCUACGUCUCCCCACUCCCCUGUUAAAUCUGACUCAGAACAUUUGUCUCCUGUAUUGUCUGAACAAUGUAUAACCGAUAAAUCGGAUCAAUCUCUUUCACCUGUGGCCUCUGAAAAACACAAAUCUUCAAUUACUUCUGAAUCUUUAAAGUCCUCUGUGAUAUCUGAGAAAUCCAAGUCUGUACCAACUGCUCCCUCUGACUCAGUGUUACCCACUUCUCCCUCAGAAAAAGCUAAAUCCACUGUGAUAACCAAACCUGCUAAAUCACCUUCUAGCCCUGAAAAAGUUAUUUCGGAUAAAAUACAGUCAUCUAAGAAAGCAACAUCACCUAUUCAAUCUGAGGAUGCAGACUAUCUGAAAGACAAGUCCUUUGUAAAAUCUGAACCAGUUAUCUCCCCAAAUAUUUUGGAAAAUUCGCAAAAGGCGUAACUUCUACGACCACUCAAGAACGUCGGACAAUGAGUGAAGAAAAAAAAGUCAGCUCUACCAAGGAAUAGGGAAAAUCAACACAAAAGAAAAACAAAAUACAACAAAAAGACUGAUAACAUAGAUUUUUCAUAUGAACAGUUUUUACAGUAGCAACAACAAUUUUUUUACAAAAUGUGAAGAAAACAUGAACAUUACACAAAAAAUAUUGGCAUUGUUAUUUACCGCCAUUGCUGAUCUUAUAUUUGUCUAGUAAAACAAAUUGUUCAAUGUG
Messenger RNA from Octopus bimaculoides (California two-spot octopus), 5314 nucleotides. RefSeq lists its product as uncharacterized. Gene Ontology annotation, biological process: nuclear migration; protein localization to nuclear envelope; nuclear envelope organization. Gene Ontology annotation, cellular component: nuclear envelope; nuclear lamina. Gene Ontology annotation, molecular function: structural constituent of cytoskeleton. Lineage: Eukaryota; Metazoa; Mollusca; Cephalopoda; Octopoda; Octopodidae. The record is from RefSeq and is a predicted model, not a curated record.